Messenger RNA from Belonocnema kinseyi, 1647 nucleotides. RefSeq names its product trypsin-7-like. The transcript has 9 exons. The record is from RefSeq and is a predicted model, not a curated record. Gene Ontology annotation, biological process: proteolysis. The coding region runs from base 1 to 1398 and encodes 465 amino acids. Lineage: Eukaryota; Metazoa; Arthropoda; Insecta; Hymenoptera; Cynipidae. Gene Ontology annotation, molecular function: serine-type endopeptidase activity.
AUGGAACAAACGGCUUUUGCACUAAUACAAGAACUUUGGAGCUACGAGGUGGAGAUGAAAGGCAUAAGCCACAAAUAUGGCUCUAUUGUAUACAAUAUAUCUGCGGAAAACCCCCGAAAAGCCAUAUAUGUUAGAAGGGAUAUCGACUUUGUCAGCUUACCGAGGUUCAGUAAUAAAGAUCCGGUAGCAAUUAAAGUAGAACAUCAAAGAGAAGGAAAGCGACAACCUCUAGUAGAGACUAAUUAUAACCCAUGCAUCAUUGAUCUGGGUGCCAAGAAUCAGUCUGGUAAGUUCCAGGAACCAGCUGCAGAGCCUGCAAAGGGUAUUUUGACUGGCAAUUGCUGUAUUAAUGAAAACUACUUCAAUGGCAGCAUUGGCAGCAUUCUGAUUACGCAGAGGACUGAAGCGGAGGCCUACAAGCUAGAUAGAGAUCAGAGAAGAGGGGGUGGUGUCUGUCUCUAUAUUCAUGAGAGGUUAAGAGGUGUACAGGUGGGAGUGGGUCAUCCUGCCAAUUAUCCUACUGCUGAGUAUCUUCUUAUCAAGGUAUCCUUGCCUCAGGACAGUGUGGUGCUGCGGGUCGACAGUCGUUUGAGAAAUCUUGUUAUGUACACCCGGGUUCUUCUAUCGGUACUCCUAGCGGAGUGCGCCCUUGCACAGUUCAACUCGCUCAUCGACCAUGAGGAUAUUAUUGAUAUAGACGGUACUGAUGACGGGGGUCGAAUAGUAGGGGGUUUUGCAGCUGAUAUAGAAAAUCAUCCACAUCAGGUGUCCCUCAGGUAUAAAGGAAAGCACGUGUGUGGUGGGUCGAUCGUAAGCGAGGAGUGGAUUCUGACAGCAGCUCACUGUGUCGUAGGGUCAUCUGCAAGUGACUAUUCAAUAAAAGCUGGCUCAUCAUAUAUCGAUGGAUUUGGGGAUAACGUUGAUGUCAGUGAGAUAAUUGUUCAUGAGAAUUACGAGUCAACCGACUACGAUAUUGCAGCACUCAAGCUGGAAGAACCAAUAAAAUAUAAAAGUGGAAUUGGACCGAUUUCCUUGCCUACAGAAGAAGAGACUUACACCAGCGGAACCAUGGCCACUGUGACCGGUUGGGGUACUCAAAGAAACUCUGGGUCAAUUAGCAAACGUCUGAGGGAGGUCAAAGUGCCACUCGUUUCAAGUUCAAAGUGCGCUGAACUUUAUGGCGAAGAACUCAUAACUUACAGAAUGAUAUGUGCUGGGUACAUCAAAAGUGGAGGAAGAGAUGCCUGCCAGGGAGACAGCGGUGGCCCACUGGUGCAAGAUGGAAGACUCAUCGGAAUUGUGUCCUGGGGAUAUCGCUGUGCACAACCAAAGUACCCCGGAGUUUACACUCGUGUCGCUGCAGUCCGCUCCUGGAUCACUGACAAGACUGGAUUGUGAACGUCAAUCCCCAUCCGUUAAAACAAGACCCUUUUCUUCUUUCCUUUUUUCUACAGCGCGCACUACCUAUUCCUUUUUCUUCGCUUUUCCUCGUUCCUCCCUGUUCUCUGACGAUUCCCCUGAACACAUACGUAUUACCUUUCCCGCAGGGCCUAAAAAUGUCAAGAUUAUACUGGAUAAAAAUAAAUUUUGAAGCCAAAAAAAUAAACAUUUCAGGAGUCGUACUACUGCUGAGAUACUUAACUUAUG